Messenger RNA from Rhagoletis zephyria (snowberry fruit fly), 393 nucleotides. RefSeq names its product piggyBac transposable element-derived protein 3-like. NCBI's taxonomy places the organism in Eukaryota, Metazoa, Arthropoda, Insecta, Diptera, Tephritidae. The record is from RefSeq and is a predicted model, not a curated record.
AUGGAUGCGAUUCGGAAGCGAUUAUUGGAGCACCAGUUGAAGGAAACUCUUUGCGUUGACGAACAGAUUAUACCAUUUACAGGGCGCAUGGGAAUGAAGCAGUAUAUACGUGGUAAACCUUGUCCAUGGGGAAUAAAACUCUAUGUGCUUUGUGGAAAAAGUGGAAUGCUGUAUGAUUUCAUUGCUUAUCAGGGCUCAUCCACUGAAAUUGAACCAAGCCUUAUCAAUAAACAUGGUUUUGGUGCUUCCAUCACAUUACAGCUGCUAAAACGAGUGCCCCAAGAUUCAACUGGUCACCAAGUUUACACAGAUAAUUUCUUCACCGCGUAUUCUCUACUUGAAAUUUUGGGGAAAAGGAAAAUUCUAGCAGCUGGCACAAUACAGAUGCUGUAA